AUGCCGGGCUGCAGCUGCCAUGAGAUUGACUUCGGAAUUGACGUGAGUGUCAAUAAUAACCAUCUUAUCGCCUCCAGAGAUCCUGCGCAUCCCGCAAACAUGAUCUGCGAGCUCUGUCGUCUAUUUUAUACCAACGGGUGGUGCACUGGUACUGGCGGAGGAGUCUCUAUAAGAGACGCUAACAAAGCAUACAUUGCCCCAAGUGGCGUUCAUAAAGAAAGAAUGGUUCCUUCAGACAUGUUUGUGAUGGAUCUAGAAUCAAAGGAGUAUCUUAGAAAGCCUGCAAAGUAUAAGGCAUCUGCUUGCACGCCACUGUUUUUGGAUAUUUACAAUAUCAGAGACUCGGGAGCAUGUAUCCACACGCAUUCUCAAAAUGCGGUAAUGGUAACAUUGCUAUUUGACAAGUAUUUUGAGAUCUCGUGUAUUGAGCAGAUCAAAGCUCUUCCAAAGCUCACGGAGGCUGGCAACCUUUGGUAUUCGGAUAAAUUAACUAUCCCAAUCUUGGAAAACACAGAAAGAGAGGAAGAUUUAUCUGAAACUCUUCAACAAUGCAUCAUAGACCAUCCUGGGACGACUGCUGUUCUGGUCAGAAGGCAUGGAAUAUUUGUCUGGGGGGAAAAUAUCUGGAAGGCCAAGGUUUACAAUGAAGCAUUGGACUAUUUGAUGGAAAUUGCUAUCAAAAUGAAACAAUUUGGAAUUCCAACUGUGAGGGAAUAA
Molecule: messenger RNA, 717 nt
Organism: Ogataea haglerorum
Lineage: Eukaryota; Fungi; Ascomycota; Pichiomycetes; Pichiales; Pichiaceae
Exons: 1
Coding region: 1-717 (238 amino acids)
Cellular component (GO): cytoplasm
Molecular function (GO): methylthioribulose 1-phosphate dehydratase activity; metal ion binding
Source: RefSeq, a predicted model, not a curated record